Messenger RNA from Apiotrichum porosum, 1116 nucleotides. RefSeq lists its product as uncharacterized. Lineage: Eukaryota; Fungi; Basidiomycota; Tremellomycetes; Trichosporonales; Trichosporonaceae. The record is from RefSeq and is a predicted model, not a curated record. Bases 1 to 1116 code for a protein of 371 amino acids. The transcript has a single exon.
AUGCGCUCCACUCUCGCCAGGCAACUCGGAAGCGCGACCGCUGCGGGGCGUGCGGCUGGCCCGCUUGCCUCGACCUCGCGGCCUGUUCUGCGCGCCGCCAUCUCGCGCGCCUCGCCCAUGGCCUCGGUCGCCUCGUCGUCGCGCUCGAUCGUCACCAUCCCCCACCCUUCCCUCGACCCUUCCCUCGGCGAGACGCAUUUCGUGAUCAAGUCGACUAGCAAGAUUACCUCGAUGAUCCAGGUGUUUGCUUUGGUGCGCGAGGCUGAGCGCAAGCUGGGCCCCAUCAUCACCAUGGACGUCCCAAGGAGCGCGGACACUUUCCAGCCCGGCAACCUUGUUUUUAUCACCCUCCUCCAUCCCGUCAAGUUCAACAAGGAGGAGCCGAUUGUGUUUGAGAUGGACGCCCCCUUUGUCAGCAAGGAGAGCACAUACCUGGGAGGCGUCACUUCUGCCGACCUCAGCCUCGCCAUUAGUGGUAAACCUCCCCGCAACGGUCACCAGAAUGUGGGUCCCAACACUCCUAUGCGUGUCCGUAUCGAGCUGUGGGAAAAGCACGACGAGCGCAUGUACUCCCUGGCAAAGUUCCCCGAACAGCGUGUCCGCCCCAGUGUUUUCGAGAGGCGCGAGGACAGCAAGCUUGUGGACGCCCUCAAGGCCUUUGACGGCGGCUUCUUCGGUGGCCUGAACGGUCUGGCGGACAAGUACGCCGACCUUGCGGGCGUGCCGGAGGACGAGCACGUUCCCGAGUCCGAGGGCAAGCAGAAGCCCACCCCCCUUCGCAGGCCUCAGCCCGUUGCCGAGGUCGUUACCCCACCCGAGGCCGCCGAGCCUGUCGCCCCCGUCGAGCCCGUCGAGCCCAAGGUCCCCGCCGCCCCCGCCCGUGCCACCAAGGCCGAGAAGAUGCGUUUGCAGGCCUUGGAGGUCGCCCGGCGUAACGCCCAGCAGGCGGCUGAGGCUGUCCAGGCCAAGAAGGACGCCGAACAGGCCGCGGCCACUGCUGCUGCUGCCGCCCCCGCCGCCCCCGCCGCUACCCCUUCGGUCGUUCUGAAUAUCAAGCCCAAGCAGCAGGAGGAGAAGAAGAGCGGCUGGAACUGGCUGUCAGGCAGCAAGUCCUAG